Molecule: messenger RNA, 888 nt
Organism: Theobroma cacao (cacao)
Lineage: Eukaryota; Viridiplantae; Streptophyta; Magnoliopsida; Malvales; Malvaceae
Source: RefSeq, a predicted model, not a curated record
AUGGAUGAAAGGUUGAGGAGUGCAGCUCUAUCAGGAAAUAUAGAUGCCUUGUAUUAUUUAAUUCGAGAUGACGCAGAUGUUUUACAACGCAUCGAUGAGAUGGCGUUUGUUGAUACUCCACUGCACAUAGCUGCAGCUGCAGGGCACACUGAUUUUGCAAUGGAGUUAAUGAACUUAAAGCCAUCAUUCGCUAGGAAGGUCAACCAAUGCGGAUUUAGCCCUCUUCACCUAGCCUUGCCAAAUAAACAAGAAAAGAUGGUGGCUCAUCUCCUGUUAAUUGAUAAAGAUCUUGUUCGUGUCAAAGGGAGGGAGGGUCACACUCCUCUUCAUCAUGCAGCCAAGGAAGGAAAUGUUCCUCUUCUGUCUCAAUUUCUGGACCAAUGCCCCAAUUCUAUCUUAGAUUUGACUAUUCGAAAAGAUACUGCUGUGCAUAUUGCAGCACAAAAUAAUCAUUUAGAAGCUUUCAAAGCCAUACUGCGACGGCUUCCCACUGUAUACGAAGUAAGAAUCCUAAACUUAGAGGACAAGGAUGGAAACACUGUGUUGCACAUAGCCGCAUCAAAUAACCAACGCCAGAUGAUCAAACUGUUAAUAAAAAGCCAGAAGGUUGAUUGGAAUAAGGUUAAUCAGAGUGGUUUUACAGCUUUGCCUGUCUUGGAAGCACCAGCUGGAGAUGACAGCAGAGAGAGUGUGAGCAUGCUGAAACAUGCCAAAGUUCCACCCUUAAUUUUUUUAGGGAAGAUGCUUCUUCAAAGUCGGUGUUUUACUGAAAUAAUAACUGAUAUUCUGGAAAUGAAAACUGAUACGAUCAAUACGUUGCUAGUCGUAUUGGCACUGAUUCUAUCGAUGACUUACCAAGCUGUCCUCAGCCCACCGGCUGGUGCUUGA